Fukomys damarensis (Damara mole-rat) is the source of this 2322-nucleotide messenger RNA. It is a transcript of the gene Psrc1, whose product is annotated as proline and serine rich coiled-coil 1. Gene Ontology annotation, biological process: mitotic metaphase chromosome alignment. The coding region runs from base 344 to 1447 and encodes 367 amino acids. The record is from RefSeq and is a predicted model, not a curated record. NCBI's taxonomy places the organism in Eukaryota, Metazoa, Chordata, Mammalia, Rodentia, Bathyergidae. Gene Ontology annotation, cellular component: spindle pole; spindle microtubule; microtubule cytoskeleton. The transcript is spliced from 8 exons. Gene Ontology annotation, molecular function: microtubule binding.
GCCCCUCCGAGCCCCUCUAGCUCGACUCGCUGCCUGGGAGCAAAAGGGAAGGGGGUUUCUGGGCACCGAUCGGCCUUCAGGGCCUCCCCUCGUCGCUCCGUUUCGGCCCUGCGGGCUGAUGUCUUUCUGGAAGGUUUCUCCCGCAUCCCCCUCCGCAGCCUUCGCCAGCCGACUUCCGGCCGGAUCCGCCAAUCACUGUGCACAUCUGGCAGGAGUGGGUGGGGCCUGAGAAAUUCGAAAAGAGCCCCGCCCCCUGGGAACCGAUUCCUGGGACUAGGCUUUGAGGAAGAAAGCGUUUUGGUGGAAGCUCAGCUCUAAGCUGACCCGCACCAGCUGUCGGGACAUGGAGGAUUCAGACGAAGAUGUCAAAUUUAUCGCGGAUGAGACCUUGGACUUUGGAGGGCUGUCCCCAUCUGACAGUCGUGAGGAGGAAGACAUAGCAGUGUUGGCGACUCCAGAGAAACCACUCCGACGGGGCCUCUCCCAUCGAAGUAACCCAAAUAUGGUGGCCCCUGCUCCCCAGGGUGUGAGGUUCAGCUUAGGCCCGCUCAGCCCAGAGAAGCUGGAGGAGAUCCUUGAUGAGGCCAAUCGCCUGGCAGCCCAGCUGGAGCAGUGUGCCCUGCAGGAGCGGGAGAGCUCAGCAGAGGGCUCAGGGCCUCGCCGAGGGAAGCCCAGCCCUAGGAGGGAGACCUUUGUGCUGAAGGACAGCCCUGUCCGAGAUCUGCUGCCCACUGUGAGCUCUUUGGCCUGGAGCACACCCUCACCAGGCAGCCUUACACCUCGACUCCGGAGCAUCGAGAAGAAGGGGUCAGCCAGGGCUCUUCGGGCAACAUCUGGGAAGAGGCCUUCUUCCACUGUGAGGAGGGAGUCGCCCACUUGCAAUCUGUUGCCUGCAUCCAAAAGCUCAGCACUGUCUCCUCUUAUACGAUCAACUCCUCCACCCCGAUCAACUCCUCCACCCCGAUCAACUCCUCCACCCCGAUCAACUCCUGCAGUUCGCUCCACUCCUCCAGUCCGCUCCACUCUACCACCACGAUCAACUCCGCCACUCCGAUCCACUCCACCACGGGGAAAAACUGGGCCCAGUAUGAGGACAACAGCAAGCCCAUCUACCCCAGUCAGACCAGUCCUGGCCCCACAGUCUUCAACCAGCAACUCUCAACGCCUACCCAGGCCACAGGGAAUAGCUGCUAAGUCUUCCAGUCGACUGCCCAUUCCCUCAGCCAUCCCCAGGCCCUCCAGCCGAAUGCCACUCACCAACCGGAGUGUACCACCUGGCAAAGGUGCCUUACCUCCUGAUUCCCUGUCAACUCGGAAAGGGCUUCCAAGAUCAAGUGCUGCAGGACACAGAGCUCUUUCCCAGCAACCAAAUCAUCCCAUCACUGGUGCCAUUCGUAGCAGUAUGAAGCCUCCCAGGAAAGUUGCAGUCCCUGGGCCUACCAGGUAAAGAGAUUAGGACGACAAGCAGGAGUUCAGUAGCAAGACACUACAGUCACUGCAUGGAUUCAGCUGUACCAGCUGGGCCCAACUCCAGGAUUCUGGCCUAGAACAGAAGAGGAUGACGCUGGGGCCAGUCCCCAGGAAUAGAGACCAUCAGAGUUGGGAUGGAUUUAGGUUGAGCUGGAAGGGACCCAAACUCUCCGAGUUGAAAGAAGAUGAAGGGAAAGAGGUUAUCUCCCAGAAGUGAGAUUAACAAACAGAACGAGAAAUGCAGACAAGUGGCUUUUCCUCCUCCGUCCCUAAUCUUGUGGUCAGCCCUGGAGAGUCUGAUCUUCUUCCCAGGCCUUGGUUCACUGGACACGUCUACACGUGAAUGGCCUCUAUAGCCAGCCGCUGCUCUCUGAGGAGAGUCUUUCUGAAUCACAUCCUGCACUGGACUUGGGCCUGUUUGGAGAGAGGAAGCAGGCACCUGGUCUUCAGAACUUGUUUCCUGUGAAUUCUGUGACUCGUUACAGGCCAGCUGAUGAUAAGCUUACUCUGUCAGUCUGCAUUUUUAUGAAAUAAAGGGAACAUAUUUUUAUAUUUUUUGCAUAUCUGAAAGUGGAUUCUGGUCUAACUUCUAACAAAUUUAGAGUAAACCUCUGUGUAAUUCUAGUGAGAGAGUCAGGAUGGGCCCCCCAGGCAGGGGCUUAAACUGGUCCUAGGCCUUUGGGCUUCCAGCUCAUCAGGCUGGUACUACCCCUCUUGUUGGCGUCUGAUGGGAACAGGCAGCGUUUUCAUGGAUUCAGAUAAUAAGAGAGCCCAGGUCAAAAUCAGGGUAGUUUAAAUCAGUGUGUGAGGCUCUUAUGCUAAGGUCUAUGUAAAUCAUAUCCUAGUGCGGGG